CCGAGCAGCCCUGAACGCACCAUAGUUUAGCUGUGCGGAAGUAGUCACGAGUGGAAUGAAAUGAGCGAAUUUUCAAUUCAGGAAACUUUUUGAAGACUCAUUUCGCAAGAGUUUUGCCAACACGAAACAACAGAGAGAAGCCAUGACCAACAUUCAGAUCCGGAAGUAUCGGGACGACGACGCUGAAGCCGUGAAGGAGAUCUUCACGCUGGGGAUGAGCGAGCACGUUCCUUCCUCCUUCACGCACAUGCUCAAACAGCCGCCCACCCAGAUGCUUCUCAUGUGCACCUUCUGCGCCCUCAUGGCCAGCUCCAAGUCCUUCCUGCUCCCCAUCCUGGCCAUCACCCUCCUCCUGGCCGGAAUGCGGCAGGUGGUUGUUUACAUGUUCAACAAAUACAUCGACACAACCCUCAGGAAGGACCUCGACCGCAUCAGCGAGGCCUACCUGCAGCAGAAGGACUCGUGUUUCUGGGUGGCGGAAAUCGACGGCCGGGUGGUCGGCACCGUGUCUUGCACUACCAAUGAGAAGGCGCCCGCGUGCUUGGAGCUGAAGCGCAUGGCGGUGCGUCGCAGUUACCGCGGGAUGGGCAUCGCCAAGGUCCUGUGUCGAACUGUGGCUGAUUUCACGCGUGACCGGGGCUACGCUGCCGUCGUCCUGUACACCUCAGUGGUGCAGACGGACGCUCAGAAGCUGUACGAGCACAUGGGCUACCAGAAGAUAAGGGAGUUUGUCGUUCCAGAGCUUCUCGCCAAAGUCAUGAACUUUACGCUGUUUGAGUACAGACUUGAUUUACAGAGAGAUGGUAAAAGAGACUAAAACGAGCAUAAACAAAGUGUAAUAUUUCAGGGUGACGGUUUCUAUACUCGGGUCAGCUGACAACACCAGCAUUAGGUGAACUAUUUACUCAAAACACACUUGCAGUACUGAAACAGGCAUGUUUUUCUGCGUGACAAACACGAGACUGCUUAACAAUGUGUUAUUGCUUCCUAAACAAACCUUUAUUCAGAUAGUUGUUUACACGUAAUAUUACUGUAGAAAAAUCUGCUUUGUUAAAGGUUUUGUGUUGACUGAGUUGCUUGAAAGUCAUUUUUUGUAAAGGAUUUCAUUUCUACAUGAUACUUGAAAUAUAUGAACCUAAACGCUCCCAGAA
Molecule: messenger RNA, 1151 nt
Organism: Stegastes partitus (bicolor damselfish)
Lineage: Eukaryota; Metazoa; Chordata; Actinopteri; Pomacentridae
Product: probable N-acetyltransferase camello
Exons: 2
Coding region: 143-817 (224 amino acids)
Molecular function (GO): N-acetyltransferase activity
Source: RefSeq, a predicted model, not a curated record